UCUUGAAGAUUUGGUAGAAGAUGAAGAUUUGGCUGAGGAUCUAGAAGAAGGUGAAGAAACUCAAAAUAAAGAAAUGGAACUUAGUGAUGAAGAUUUGGAUAGAACUGUGGAAGAUAAGACUUUACUUAACUGCAAGGAGAACAAGAAUGGAGUCUAAUUUGAAUCAAGAUGGAGUGCCUAGGCCAUCUUAUGUUUUUAGUGCUGACUCAAUUGCAAGACCUUCAGAAAUAAAUUUUGAUGGUAUCAAGCUUGAUCUCUCUCAUGAGUUUUCCUUAGUUGCUUCAAAGACUGAGGUAAACAACUUGGAAUCAAAAGAUUAUCUCCAGGUUUGUCUUCGAAUAAGACCAUUCACACAGUCAGAGAAAGAACAUGAAUCAGAGGGCUGUGUGCAAAUUCUGGAUUCACACAGUGUUCUCUUGAAAGAGCCUCAAAGCAUCCUAGGUCACUUAAGUGAAAAAAGCUCUGGGCUGAUGGCACAAAAAUUCAGUUUUUCCAAGGUUUUUGGCCCAGAAACUACACAGAAGGAAUUCUUUCAUGGUUGUAUUAUGCAACCAGUAAGAGACCUAUUGAAAGGACAAAGUCGUCUAAUUUUCACCUAUGGCUUUACCAAUUCUGGAAAAACAUACACAUUUCGAGGUACAGAGGAAAACAUUGGAAUUCUUCCACGAACUCUGAAUGUGUUGUUUGCCAAUCUUCAGGAAAAACUGUAUACAAAGAUGAACAUUAAACCGAAUAGAUCAAGAGAAUAUUUACGGUUAUCACCCGCCCAAGAGAAAGAAGAAGUUAUAAACAAAAGUACAUUGCUUCGGCAAAUUAAAGAGGUUGUUACACUUAGUGACAAUGAUGAUACCCUUCAUGGAAGCUUCACCAACUCUAUGAAUAUUCCAGAGCUCGAAGAAUCCCUGAAAGAUUGUGAACCAUCUAGCUUGAAUACGGAUAAUAUAAAAUUUUCUGUAUGGGUUUCUUUCUUUGAGAUUUACAAUGAAUGUAUUUAUGAUUUGUUUGCUCCUGUAUCAUCGAAGUUCCAAAAGAGAAAGAUGCUGUGCCUCUCCCAAGAUGUAAAGGGCUAUUCUUUCAUAAAAGAUCUACAAUGGAUUCAAGUAUCUGAUUCCAAAGAAGCAUACAAACUUUUAAAACUAGGAAUAAAGCACCAGAGUGUUGCCUUCACAAAACUGAAUAAUGCUUCCAGUAGAAGUCACAGCAUAUUCACUAUUAGAAUCUUACACAUUGAAGUUUCUGAAAUGCCUCGUGUAAUUGGAGUCAGUGAAUUGUCUUUAUGCGAUCUUGCUGGUUCAGAACGCAGCAUGAAGACUCAGAAUGAAGGUGAAAGAUUAAGGGAGACUGGGCACAUCAAUACUUCUUUAUUGACUCUGGGAAAGUGCAUUAAUGUUUUGAAGAACAGUGAAAAAUCAAAGUUUCAACAGCAUGUGCCUUUCCGGGAAAGUAAACUGACCCAUUAUUUUCAAAGUUUUUUUAAUGGUAAAGGGAAAAUAUGUAUGAUUGUCAACAUCUUCUUCGCUUUAGAAUCUGGUGGUCACUCUCCUUCAAUCCUUGGUCCAUUAAAAUCUGAAAUCAGUAAUUUCACAGUCUCAGCAAACGUGGCCCGCAGUGAGCCCCUCUCCGUCUUGGGCCUUCCGGGGGCUCUGAGGGCAGUGUUUGCACAACACCACAGCCCUCCCAGGUUCCGGGUGGCGGCAGCUGUCGCAGAGUGUGCUGUCAUUUUCAUGCUGAAUAAUAAUUCAGAUAAUAAAAUGUUAAAUGUAAAAAGAGCCACUGUUUCAUGGGAAAAUAAUCUUGAAGAUUUGGUAGAAGAUGAAGAUUUGGCUGAGGAUCUAGAAGAAGGUGAAGAAACUCAAAAUAAAGAAAUGGAACUUAGUGAUGAAGAUUUGGAUAGAACUGUGGAAGAUAAGACUUUACUUAACUGCAAGGAGAACAAGAAACUAUUGAAUUUAAUAGAAGAACUGAAAAAAAAACUGAUAAAUGAAAAAAAAGAGAAGUUAACAUUGGAACUUAAAAUUCGAGAAGAAGUUACACAGGAAUUUACUCAAUAUUUGGCUGAACGUGAGGCUGACUUUAAAGAAGCAAUCCUUCAGGAACGAGAGAUGUCAGAAGAAAAUGCUGAAUGCCGUUUGGCGAUCUUCAAGGAAUUGGUUGGUGUAUGUGACAUUCAGGAAGAACCAAGCAAUAGAGUUUGUGCUGUGAAAGUUGAAACUGAGGAAGCACAUAAUUAUGUAGGAUUUGAAGAUAUUAUUGACUCUCUUCAAGAUGAUGUCACUGAUAUUAAGAAACAGGCUGAAAUUGCUCACUUAUGCAUUGCAUCUCUUGCUGAUCCCCAGGAAGCCAUGGCUUGUUUUCAACUAAAGUUAAGUCAAGUUAAAACUGAAUUAGAUAAAAUUAAAGAAGAAUUAAUCAAAACCAAAGAAGAGUUAAAAAAGAGAGAGAAUGAAUCAGAUUUAUUAGUCCAAGGGCUGAAGAAAUCUAGUAAGGACUUUGUGAAAUGUGAGAAUAAGAAGAAUGCUACUCCCAGAAGUAAUUUGGACUUCCCUGUUUCAGAGCAUAGAAAUUCUUCCAUCAAAAAAGAACAGAAGGUUUCCAUACGUCCAUCACCUAAGAAAACAUACUCUUUACGGAGUCAGGCACCCACGAUAGAUGUAAACUUGACCACUAAGAAAAAAGAAGGAACAUUUCAGAAAUUUGGAGACUUCUUACAGCGUUCUCCAACAAUUCUUCAGUCAAAAGCAAAGAAGAUCAUUGAAACAAUGAGCUCUUCAAACCUCUCAAACGUAGAGGCAAGUAAGGAAAAUGUGUCGCGACCCAAACGAGCCAAACGGAAAUUAUACACAAAUGAAAUCUCCUCGCCUCUGGAUAUAUCUGGCCAAGUGAUUUUAAUGGACCAAGGAUUGAAGGAGAGUGACCACCAGAUUCUAAAGCGAAGACUUCGAGCAAAAAUGGAGAAAUGAAUGGCUCAUGGAGGACAUUACAAUGUAACUUUAUGUGUAUAAUCAUUGUAACGUUCAGCUCUAC
Molecule: messenger RNA, 3024 nt
Organism: Ochotona curzoniae (black-lipped pika)
Lineage: Eukaryota; Metazoa; Chordata; Mammalia; Lagomorpha; Ochotonidae
Product: kinesin-like protein KIF20B
Exons: 23
Coding region: 87-2960 (957 amino acids)
Biological process (GO): microtubule-based movement; mitotic spindle assembly
Cellular component (GO): nucleus; spindle microtubule
Molecular function (GO): ATP binding; microtubule binding; plus-end-directed microtubule motor activity
Source: RefSeq, a predicted model, not a curated record